AUGGAAAAAAAAGAAUUCCCACAAAAUCAAGUUGAUUUAUACCAACAAAUUAAAUGGAAUGGUUGGGGUGAUACCAGAAAAUUCCUUCACCAAGUUAAACCAGAAGGUUUCGUUGCUUUAACUACACCAUCAGUUUCAGCACAACCAUUACCAUCACUUAAAGGAUUCAUCAAAAAAGAACUUAGUCUUCCAACUGAUGACCCAAACAAACCAUUCGAAUUAGAAGAAACUCCAUCACUUAGAAUUGAAGAUAUUAAAAUUCAUGCACCAAAACAAUAUCCAGAAUUUGUUAAAGAAUUAAAAGCUUUCUUUUCAGCAGAUCAAUUAAAAGAUGAUAAAUUAGCACGUAUUACACACACUUUUGGUAAAUCAAUUAGAGAUUUAAUCAGAGUUAGAAUCGGUUUAAUUAAAUAUGCACCAGAUUUAAUUGUUUUACCACAUAGCCAUGAAGAAGUUGAAAAAUUAGUUCAAUUAGCUCAAAAAUGGAAUGUUGUUAUUAUUCCAAUGGGUGGUGGUUCAAAUAUUGUUGGUGCAAUUGAACCAGUUUCAGAUGAUAGAUUUACUGUUUCAAUUGAUAUGAGAAGAAUGAAUAAAGUUUUAUGGGUAGAUCGUAAAGAAAUGACAGCUUGUAUUCAAGUUGGUGUUAUGGGUCCACAUUUAGAAGAACAAUUAAAUAAACAAGGUGUUAGUUUAGGUCAUGAUCCAGAUUCAUUCGAAUUUUCAACUUUAGGUGGUUGGUUAGCUACAUGCUCAUCAGGUCAUCAAUCAGAUAAAUAUGGUGAUAUCGAAGAUAUGGCUGUUUCAUUCAGAACUGUCACACCAACUGGCACAUUAGAAUUAAGAAAUGGUGCUCGUGCUGGUGCUGGUAUUAACUAUAAACAUAUUAUUCUUGGUUCUGAAGGUACUCUUGGUAUCAUUACAGAAGCCGUUAUGAAAGUUCAUGCUGUUCCACAAGCCGCUGAAUACUAUGGUUUCCUUUUCCCAUCAUUUAACCAUGCCGUUGCUGCUCUUCAACAAAUUCGUUCAAGUGAAAUUAUUCCAACUAUGAUUCGUAUUUACGAUCCUGAAGAAACUGCUCUCUCAUUCGCCUCAAAACCAAGCAAAGGUCCAAUCGCUGAAUUUAUGUCAGCUGCUGUUAAGAAAUAUCUUCACUAUGUUCGUUCAUUUGAUUUCAAGAGUGUUUGUCUUUCAAUUAUUGGUUUUGAAGGUCCAAAGAAAGUUGUAGAUUUCCACAGAAAUAGUGUUUUCGACAUUCUUUCAAAGAAUGGUGCUUUUGGCCUUGGUUCAGCUCCAGGUAAAACAUGGGCCGAAAAGAGAUACGAUCUUCCAUACAUUCGUGAUUUCCUUUUAGAUCACAAUAUGUGGGUCGAUGUCGCUGAAACCACUGUUAGUUAUACCAAUCUUGUUCCACUUUGGAAAGAAGCCAAACAAGCUUUCCAACAACAUUUUAGAUCACAAGGUAUCCCAUCAUGGAUUUGUGCCCAUAUUUCCCACACUUAUUCAAAUGGUGUUUGUCUUUAUUUCAUCUUUGCUUCUAAACAAAACUCUGAUAAAGAUAUGAAACAAUACAUCGAAGCUAAAGGUUUAAUGACCGAUAUUAUUCUCAAAUAUGGUGGUGCUUUAUCUCAUCAUCACGCUGUUGGUUAUGAACAUGUACCAUGGAUGACCCGUUAUGUUUCAAAAGGUUGGAUUCAAGUUUAUCGUAAACUCAAAGAAACCUUUGAUCCAAAGGAUAUUUGUAAUCCAAGAAAAUUAAUUCCAACCAUCAAAGAAGAAAACAAUCAAGAACCAUACCUCUUUAAUGUUAUUAAUAUUAAAAAUCCAAAACUUUAA
This is a messenger RNA of Dictyostelium purpureum, 1833 nucleotides long. Its product is annotated as alkyl-dihydroxyacetonephosphate synthase. The transcript has 2 exons. Gene Ontology annotation, biological process: lipid biosynthetic process. The record is from RefSeq and is a predicted model, not a curated record. NCBI's taxonomy places the organism in Eukaryota, Evosea, Eumycetozoa, Dictyosteliales, Dictyosteliaceae. Gene Ontology annotation, molecular function: FAD binding; alkylglycerone-phosphate synthase activity. The coding region runs from base 1 to 1833 and encodes 610 amino acids.